Messenger RNA from Centruroides sculpturatus (bark scorpion), 1464 nucleotides. RefSeq lists its product as uncharacterized. NCBI's taxonomy places the organism in Eukaryota, Metazoa, Arthropoda, Arachnida, Scorpiones, Buthidae. The record is from RefSeq and is a predicted model, not a curated record. The transcript is spliced from 2 exons. Bases 154 to 1311 code for a protein of 385 amino acids. Gene Ontology annotation, cellular component: membrane. Gene Ontology annotation, biological process: sensory perception of taste.
GUUUUCUUUGCCCCAAGAUUUGAGAUUUAGGCGAUUAGAUAAAUGAUACAAAUCUGGAUUGUUUCAUCUCGAAUUUAAAAUAAUUAAAUAAAAUCUAGAAAACAGCUAAAGAAGACAAGUUUAAAGUGAUUACGAAACUUGGCAGACAACAAUAUGAAUUCCUUAAUUCAUCUCGACAAAAUCAAGAAGUUUACAGACGAAGAAGAAAUUCAACUUUCCACCUACGGAAACCGAUGGAAAUCAUUGGCCAUGUCCAUGAAAUUCCUUGGUUUGAAGUUAGAAAAGAGAUUCACCCCACAUAUUAUUUUCAUGUUAAUAGCAGCAAAAAUAUUUGCAAUCUAUUUCAUCUACAAAAAUAUUAUAUUAUUGACAAAUUAUUCUUCUUCGUUAGUUAAUUGGAUGAUAUUUGCAUAUUAUCUUUUCCGUCUUUCCAUAAAUGUGUUCCUUCUGUAUCACUUUCAUCUGAAUAAGAAAAAAAUUAUGUCGAAAUUAAAUGAUUUGUAUGAAGUUUCUGGUAUAAGCAGAGAGAUUUCCAACAAGUCCAGAUCAAUGUUAAUUAAGGUCUGUAUCAUUUGGUUCAGCAGUAUCGUUACCAAUAUCGUGAAUUACCUCAUUAUCACUAAGAAGAAAUUUAAGUUUAAUAGCACUAAACAGAUUUUUCACACAAACUUCGAUGAUUAUAGAGGGGAUAUCAUUGAAUUUCUACCACAUUUCGUUUCCAGCGUUACUAUUACUCUUCAGUUCUAUUUUUUACUACUUCAUUUCUCUUCCAUAUGCAAAGAUUUUGAGUAUUCUUUCGUGUUAGUUCGUAAAAAACUGGUUGAUAAUUGCAAUCCGAAAGAAAUCAAAGCAGCAUCAUUUAAAUAUAUGCAAAUAUCGGGCAUAAUAAAUGAUAUAGAAAAUAUUUACUCUCCCGUGUUAUUUCUGUGGUCGACUUUGAUCGUUGGAAAUGUCAUAUUUAGCAUUGGUCAUCAUUUACAGAACGUUAUGUCUUUUACCUUGUCCGACAUGAUAAUAUUAUUCUAUUUUUAUGGUGUUCAAUUUUUAUUGUUUUCUGAUAUUUGUUUCUCUUCGUCGAAUAUGAACAGAGAGGCCAAAACGUUCGCAAUGUCUCUUUACAAGUCCUCACUUUCUAUCGACGAUCCAGCCAUUCAGCAAUUUGCCUUUCGAUUUUCUGUAGAGAUUUUGCAAGAUUUGCCUAAUUUUUCUGCUUGGAAUAUGUUUUACAUCGAUAAUAAUCUCACAAUGACAAUUUUUAGUGCCGUUGUCACUUACGGUCUCGUUAUGUAUCAAUUCUCAAGAAAAGAAUAAUGAAAAGGACUCACAUAAUCAAGGACGAUCCUCACCGUUCAUCUUUGCCAAGAAAAUACUGUAUUCAAACGAAAAAAACAUGCUUAUUUGUUAUCACAAUUUAUUGCACAUAUAUGUAAUUUCGAACGUUAAAAAAUGACCCACGAAGUAAAU